This is a messenger RNA of Fonticula alba, 1340 nucleotides long. RefSeq lists its product as hypothetical. The record is from RefSeq and is a predicted model, not a curated record. The coding region runs from base 60 to 1232 and encodes 390 amino acids. NCBI's taxonomy places the organism in Eukaryota, Rotosphaerida, Fonticulaceae. The transcript is spliced from 2 exons.
UGUGUGUGUGUGUGUGUGUGUGCCUUUUCAUCGGUGUACCUGUGUGUGUCUCUGUGUGCAUGUGCCUGUGGUGGGCCUUUUCUCGUCAUCCCUGCCUAGAUCGCACAGUCCCUGCCCGGGGGUGGGUCUGCUGUGUUGAUACAUCAUCGCGCAUCUGCCUCCGGCGCACGGACUUUGGUCUUCUGUGUGUACACAGGUCCGUGCAUGUGCAUCUGUGUGUUUAUCUGUGUGUGUGUGUGUGUCUAUACAUGUGUACAUGCUUUAAGUGUGUGUCUGUGUGUUCAUCUGUGUGCUUAUCUGUGUAUCCGUGCGCAUCCAUGUGCAGAUGUGCGCAUGUGCAUGUGCCUAUGACAACAUGGCUCUCAUGUGGGGAUGUAUCAUCUUUCGAUUACAUCAGAGGGCCUCGACACUUGCCGUUCUUUCUGCUCCCCAUGUCUCUGACCGAAGUCCUUGCAUUUGCUGAAUGGCGCAAACCCUCCUCCUCCCGUCCGUCAGUCCGCCCGGGGGAAGCCCAACCCGAGUGCACGGCGGUGGUCUAUGAUCCAAACACCCCGCUGGUCCUUUGCCGGGCCCUGCUGCCGGGGUCCUUCACGGCCGCCGACUUGACUCCCCUCUACCCGCCGCCUCCGGCCGGGUCUUCCACUUCGGCCUCCUCCUCGUCAUCGGGCACUGGCACGAUUCCCCUCCGUCCGCUGGCCGCUGUCGGGACUCUGGCCGGCGGAAGCUACGCCAACUGCACCAUGAUCGACUAUUCUCGGGUGAAGAAGAGCCACUAUGAGCAGCUGUCUGAGAGUGAGCAGCGUCUGGGCUGCCGUCGCUACGAGCGCCACAACCUGGAUUCCUGGUGGGAUGUCAUCCACUCGGCUUCGCCCUUCUCCGGUGCCAGUGCCACGCACCUGAAUGCCCUCCAGGGCGAGGUGGCUCCGGUGACCAAUGCCACGGCCCUUUGCCAGGUUCCGCUGACGGUUGACUGCCUUGGGCCGCAUGCGUUCUACAUCCCGGACGUCCCCUGUGUCAUCUACUCCACGAAGAGCUUCUUCACCACUCUGCUUUUGUCGAUCUUUUUGGGUGCCUUCGGCGCGGACCGUUUCUAUCUGAACCAGGGUGGCCUGGGGACGGCCAAGUUGCUGACUCUUGGCGGUGUCGGAAUCUGGUACAUUGUGGAUAUCUUCCUGCUGAUUUUCGGCAAGAUCCAGCCCAAUAGCGGUGCUCACUGGAGCCUGCACACGUAGAGCGGUGCCGCCUUGCAGCGUCUCCCCACGCAUAGGAGAAAGCCCCUUGCCCUGUCCUUGUUCCUCCCCCUCCCUCCAUCUUUCAGCCAGUGACUUGUUCCUCCCCCC